Molecule: messenger RNA, 1141 nt
Organism: Arachis duranensis
Lineage: Eukaryota; Viridiplantae; Streptophyta; Magnoliopsida; Fabales; Fabaceae
Product: protein SRG1
Exons: 4
Coding region: 35-1126 (363 amino acids)
Source: RefSeq, a predicted model, not a curated record
AGAGUUGACAAUAAGGACACGAUUAUAUUGAGCAAUGGAUGAGAUCAAGAACCCAUAUGGGACUUCAAUUCUUGUGCCAUCAGUUCAAGAAUUAGCCAAACACAAAAUUUCAACUGUGCCACAAAGAUACGUUCAUCCUCAGCAACAUGAAGAUUUGGCCAUCUCUGAAACUGAUCUUGCUCUUGAGAUUCCAGUUAUUGAUUUGCAGAAAUUGCUUUCUACUCAACAUGGGAAUUCUGAAUUGUCUAAGUUUCACCUUGCAUGCAAAGAUUGGGGAUUUUUUCAGCUGGUAAAUCAUGGAGUUAGCCCUUCUUUAAUAGAGAAAGUAAAGUUGGAGACUAAGGAUUUCUUCAACCUUCCAAUGUCAGAGAAGAAAAAGUUUUGGCAAACUUCUCAAUAUGUUGAAGGGUUUGGACAAGCUUUUGUUGUGAGUGAAGACCAAAAACUUGAUUGGGCUGAUAUCUAUUAUAUGUCCACUCUUCCAACUCACAUGAGAUUGCCCCACCUAUUUCCAAACCUUCCUCUUCCUUUCAGAGAGACUCUAGAACUUUACUCAGAGGAGCUGAAAAAUCUAGGCAAUGUUAUUAUUAAACAAAUGGGAAUAGCUUUGAAUAUGGAUGAAAAAGAAAUGAGGGAGUUAUUUGAAGUAGAUGGAAUACAAUCCAUGAGAAUGAAUUAUUACCCUCCAUGUCCUGAGCCAGAGAAGGUUAUUGGUCUCACACCACAUUCAGAUGGAGGAGGUUUAACCAUUCUCCUACAAGUUAGUGAAGUUGAAGGGCUACAAAUAAAGAAAGAUGGUAUAUGGGUUCCUGUCACACCCCUCCCUAAUGCCUUCAUUGUUAACAUUGGGGAUAUCUUGGAGAUUGUAACAAAUGGGAUAUAUCGAAGUAUAGAGCAUCGAGCAGUGGUGAAUUCUGAACAGGAAAGGCUUUCUAUUGCUACAUUCUACAGUCCAAGAUAUGAUACCACAUUAGGUCCUGCAUCAAGUUUGAUCACUAAAGAAACACCACCACGAUUCAAAACAAUCAAAUUAAAGGAGUACCUACAGGGAUUAUUUGCUCGUAAACUUGAUGGAAAAUCUUACAUAGAUGCUAUGAGAAUAUUAACAGAGCAUCAUCGAGAUUGAAUGGCUUUAACAAAA